Thamnophis elegans (Western terrestrial garter snake) is the source of this 1489-nucleotide messenger RNA. Its product is annotated as histone-lysine N-methyltransferase SETMAR. Gene Ontology annotation, cellular component: nucleus. The coding region runs from base 70 to 927 and encodes 285 amino acids. The record is from RefSeq and is a predicted model, not a curated record. NCBI's taxonomy places the organism in Eukaryota, Metazoa, Chordata, Lepidosauria, Squamata, Natricidae. Gene Ontology annotation, molecular function: histone methyltransferase activity; zinc ion binding; protein binding. The transcript has 2 exons.
CCCGGCAGAAAGGGCGGAACAAAGGAAGGCCGAAGGGACUGCUGUUUUCCUCGCAGCUGGAGACGGAGCAUGGAUGUGAGUCGCGGCCUGGAGCCUCUGCCGGUAUCCGUGUGGCCGCGGUUGGAGGAACUUCCGGUUUUCCAGUAUAGUCCCGAUCAUGUGCCUGGAGCUGGAGGCAAACCAGACCCAUCUGAGAUCUCCUUCUCGGGGUGCAGCUGUCAUUCUGCUUCCUGCCUGGCUCCAGCAUGUUCUUGUCUUCACUACGGAGAAAAUUAUAAAAACUUAUCCAUGGAGACGGAAGGAAGUGAACUGAGAUUUUCAAAGCCUAUUUUUGAAUGCAACGCUAUGUGCCACUGUGGAGAGAUGUGUCAAAAUAGAGUAGUUCAACGGGGCUUACAGUUCCAGCUGGAAGUAUUCAAGACCACUGAGAAAGGGUGGGGUCUUCGCACCCGGGAAUUCAUACCCAAAGGACGAUUUGUGUGUGAAUAUGCUGGGGAAAUUCUAGGCAUUGAUGAAGCACGUAAAAGGACUCAGUUGCAGACAUCAAGUGAUUCAAAUUACAUUAUAACAAUUAGGGAACACUUGUAUGAUGGGACGACAAUAGAGACUUUCGUAGACCCCACAUAUAUCGGCAAUGUUGGUAGAUUCCUGAACCACUCCUGUGAGCCCAACCUCUUUAUGAUGCCUGUCCGAAUAGAUUCAAUGGUGCCUAAGUUAGCACUUUUUGCUGACCGCGACAUCGGUGCAGGCGAAGAGCUUUCAUACGAUUAUUCUGGAAGGUAUCAUAAUUUUUUUCCCAUAGAAGAGCCAGGCAGCAAACAAGAACAGCAAGUAUUAAAGAAACCUUGCUUUUGUAGAACUAAAUCAUGUACAGGCUUCUUGCCUUUUGACAGUUCUUUAUUCCUCAAAGAUGGUAAGAGAAAGUAAUGUUGAAGGAAAAGUCUGAAGCUGAAAAGAACAGCUGGGUGCUUCUUUUAAAGCUUGCUUGCAGGAAUGUCCAGCAGUGAUAAAAAUCAGCCUUACAUACAGACAUCCCCACACAUGAAAUGCAGAGGUGCUUGUUUGAGUGGCUGAGUGAUUAAUUAUGCAUCGAUGAAAUGUUUUUCCAUCCAGAAUAUCAGUUGUAACAUCAAAUAUGUCAGUAUCAGAUAAGUUGUAAAUAUUGUACCAGAUUGGUUGAAAUCUUGCCCUGAAGAAUGUGCAAGAAGUGAUAAUGGAAUAUCAAGAGACAUUGGGACAAGGGUGAGCUAGUCUUUUUCCUUUCAAGCCAUAUUCACUGCCUUGUGGUGGGUUUGGAUCAUUAAAUCAACCUGUAACAAUUCUCUCAUUGCCAUGGGAUUCUGCUAAGGAGAAGUCAUCCUCGAGUUCUUUUUCUCAGUCCCAGUCUUCAAAUAAUUUCAGGAUUAUGCAACAUCAUACUAGGGCAGGGGUGUCAAAGUCAAGACCUAUGGGCUGGAUCCGGCCCACGGGGUGCUUAGAUCUGGCCUGU